Molecule: messenger RNA, 510 nt
Organism: Talaromyces rugulosus
Lineage: Eukaryota; Fungi; Ascomycota; Eurotiomycetes; Eurotiales; Trichocomaceae
Exons: 1
Coding region: 1-510 (169 amino acids)
Source: RefSeq, a predicted model, not a curated record
AUGACCAGCGCAUCUAAUAACUUCGACGCAUACGGAGUUUCUAUCCGCUGGCAACUGCAUGAUUUUAUCGCAACGUCCAUAACGGCUCCGUCUACUUCUACUACAUCUUCACUCUCUUCUAUAUCAACAGGAGCAGAGACAACCACGGCAGCACCUUCGAACACGAGUCAUCCAGCUUCGUCCACGUCGUCACUAUCUACUGGAGCGAAAGCUGGCAUUGGAGUCGGCGUGGCAAUCGGAGGCAUUCUCAUUAUUCUUGCUGGUGUCUUCCUACUCUAUAUACGCCCUCGACAACGACGUGGUGAAAACGGUAAUCAUGGCUGGCAUGGUUAUUACCGGAAUAAAGAUCACAAUGCAGAAUUGACGACUACGACACCUUCAACUACACGAGAACUAUACUCACACUCUCUAGGAGAGCUUGGUAAUACACCGGCAAGGCGAACAGCCCCUCCUGUUGAACUAGAGGGGACGAGGCCCCCUAGGGUAGGCCGUUUUGAAGAGGAUUUAUGA